AUGGGUACCAUCACCGCGAGCCCCGUCGCUUCCGGUCUUGAGCUGGCAGAUUUCAUAGACCUUGAGAUCGACCAGCCUAUUCCGUCGGAUGCCCUCGCUCGUGUUCUUAGCGAGCCACCGUUCCGGAUUGUUGAAGGGGUGUUCAAUAUCCGCGAUUUAGGUCAGAGCGGCCACCCGGGAAUCCAGCCCGGCCUAGUCUACCGCUCUGGACUCCUCUCCAAUGUCACAGAAGUCGGAAAAACCCAGCUCAUGUCAGAGUUAUCGCUGGGUGCUAUUUUCGAUCUUCGAAGUCACAGGGAAAGAUUACUCUUCCCCCCUCCACAGUUACAUGAGCAGGUGAAGCAUUUCUGGCAGCCCCAGAUAGGGACACCCCCACCAGUCAACCUGAGCGACUUUACCGCUAAUAACGGCAACGAUGCGUAUAGGGAUAUGUAUUUGUAUAUCCUGGAGUCCCAUGUACCAAUCUUCAAGGGUCUACUAACCUAUAUCCGCGACGAAUUGAACGCUGGAUCUGCAGGGGAGAAGAAAGCUAUACUUUUUCAUUGUCAUGCGGGUAAAGACCGUACCAGCGUUACUUCGGCACUGCUGCUGGGCCUUGCAGGUGUUCCGAACGAACUUAUUGUGAGGGAUUACGCCUUGACAAGAGUCGGCAUUGAGACAGAGAAAGAGUAUCUUCUGCGCACAUUGCAACAGGCAUGGCCUGAGUGCGCUCCGGGAGCCGCAGGUUUCAAGGAGUUUAGUGCUAUUAAGGCUUCGUACAUGACGGCGUUUCUGGAGGCUGUCCAGGUGAAAUAUGGCGGAAUGGAGAGGUUUGCGAUGGAUGUGAUUGGCAUGAGCAAAGCUGAUGUCGAGGCUGUUCGGGCUGUGUUGAGAGGAGAAUCAUGA
Molecule: messenger RNA, 885 nt
Organism: Aspergillus udagawae
Lineage: Eukaryota; Fungi; Ascomycota; Eurotiomycetes; Eurotiales; Aspergillaceae
Product: tyrosine-protein phosphatase
Exons: 2
Coding region: 1-885 (294 amino acids)
Biological process (GO): dephosphorylation
Molecular function (GO): phosphoprotein phosphatase activity
Source: RefSeq, a predicted model, not a curated record